CUGACGUGUAGCGGUUCCCACCGCUCCGCGCAUGCGCAGAAGCAGCAAAAUAGCCGAGGCCGGUGCCGGGAGUUUGACGUGGCACUCCCGUUAGGCUCGUCUGCGUUCUCAGUAGUCGGGUACGCGCGGCGUCAUCUCUACCUUACAGGUUGUUCUUCUUUAUUUGUGGAAUGAAAUACAUCUAACAGGAUGAGCCAACAGGGUUAUGUUGCUACGCCUCCGUACUCUCAGGCGCAGGCGGGAAUGGGGGGAUACCCUAAUGCAUUUGGGGCUUCCCCUCCACAGUCCCAUUAUGGGCAUUAUGGAGCUCCACCACAGUCUUUUCCUCCACAACCAGCAGGUAUGCACAAACCAGCUGGCUCCUCUCCUUCUGGGAUGCCUCCACCACCUGCAUCUAGCCAAUAUGGAUCCCCUAUUCAACAAAAUGGCGCACAUCCACAGAAGUACCCUCCACCUCCAGCAGCCUCUGCAUCUGCCAUGUCUCCCUAUGGACAGCCCCCUCAAAAACCACACCACAGCAUGGCUCCGGCCACUCCUUCAGCCCAACAAGUAACUAAUCAGAUGAAUGCUAUGAACAUUGAUGGAUAUGCUCAAAGGCCCUUGCAUCCUCCCCAGUCUUUAGCAACACCACAGCCUUUCCUAAUGUCUCCACCACCCACAGUGGGACAUCCACCUAUGUCUUCUCCAGGUACUCAACCUCUCUUGAUGGGUACAUGUCCACCAAUGGCAGCUAGCCCACCCAUGAGUGCAACAGGGCUUGCACCAAUGGGAUUGUCUAAUUCACAGCCUCACCCUCCUCCAUUGAGUGGAACUGGAUUUCAACAGCCACCAGGACCUCAAGGUUUUCCUCCUCAGCAACCAGGAUUAUAUGGAGGACAGAUGCCAGGGUCACCCAUGGGAGGACCGCAGCCAGGCGCUUUCCAGGGAGGCUUCCCUGGAGGACCUGCCAACAUGGCAGGACCGCCUCAGAAGAAACUUGAUCCAGACUCCAUACCUAGCACAAUACAAGUGAUUGAAAGUGACCAGGCUAGAAGAGGUGGUCAGGUCUACACUACCAAUCUCAGGGGUCAAGUGCCGCCCCUAGUCACGACUAAGUUCACUGUUCAGGAUCAAGGAAACGCUAGCCCAAGGUUCAUGCGAUGCACUACCUACUCGUUUCCCUGUACCUCUGACCUUGCCAAGCAAUGGCAAGUGCCGCUGGCGGCCAUCAUCAAACCUUUUGCCACAGUGCCCAAAAAUGAAACUCCUCUAUACGUAGUAAAUCAUGGCGAGGCAGGACCCAUACGCUGUAACCGCUGUAAGGCCUACAUGUGCCCCUUUAUGCUCUUCAUCGACGGAGGAAGACGCUUCCAGUGUGGCUUCUGCAAUUGUGUUAAUGAGGUUCCUGUCCAGUAUUUCCAGCACCUGGACCAUAUGGGCAGAAGAGUGGAUGCAUAUGAAAGACCAGAGCUGUCCCUGGGUUCUUAUGAGUUUCUCGCUACGCUGGAUUACUGCAAAAACAAUAAGCCUUCCAGUCCUCCUGCUUAUAUCUUCAUGAUUGAUGUCUCCUACAACAACAUAAAGAGUGGACUUGUCAAACUGAUAUGUGAGGAACUGAAGACGCUGCUGGAACGACUUCCAAAAGAAGAGGGAGCUGAGCACUCAGCCAUUAGAGUGGGCUUUGUCACAUACAACAAGAUUUUGCACUUCUACAAUGUAAACAGUGCACUCGCUCAGCCCCAGAUGAUGGUGGUCUCUGAUGUGGCAGAUAUGUUUUUGCCUCUUCUGGAUGGAUUCCUGGUCAACUUUCAGGAAUCGCGGGCCGUCAUCAACAAUCUGUUGAGCCAGAUCCCUGACAUGUUUGCCGAAACAAAUGAGAGUGAAACUGUUUUCGCUCCAGUUAUUCAAGCUGGAGUGGAAGCACUGAAGGCUGCUGAAUGCAGUGGAAAGCUCUUCAUCUUCCAUUCCUCCCUCCCAACCGCAGAGGCACCUGGAAAGCUGAAGAACAGAGACGACAGGAAGCUGGUGAACACCGAGAAAGAAAAAACUCUUUUUCAGCCACAGCGUGGUAUUUAUGAGCAGCUGACUAAAGAGUGUGUGAGCCAGGGAUGCUGUGUGGACCUCUUCUUGUUCCCUAACCAGUAUGUGGACUUGGCCACUAUGGGUGACAUUCCCACACACACUGGUGGCUCCGUUUACAAAUAUAGCAACUUUCAGGUUCAGACAGAUGGUCAGCAUUUCCUCAGUGAUCUGAGACGAGAUGUGGAGAAGACCAUCGGAUUUGAUGCCAUCAUGCGUGUUCGAACAAAUACAGGUUUCAGAGCCACAGACUUCUUUGGUGCCAUCUAUAUGAACACAACUACAGAUGUGGAGAUGGCUGCAGUGGACUGUGACAAAGCAGUUGCAGUGGAGUUUAAGCAUGACGACACACUCAGUGAGGAGGCUGGGGCACUUAUACAGUGUGCUGUCCUGUACACCUCCAUCAGUGGUCAGAGACGGCUGCGCGUUCACAAUCUCAGUCUGAACUGCAGCUCUCAGCUAGCAGAGCUCUACAAGAGCUGUGAGACUGAUGCACUCAUCAACUUCUUUGCCAAGUCAGCAUACCAUGCUAUUCUAAGCCAGCCAGUGCGGACGGUGAGGGAGAUCCUGGUGAAGCAGACAGCCCAUAUGCUGGCCUGCUAUAGGAAGAACUGUGCUACACCCUCGGCUGCAAGUCAGCUGAUCCUGCCUGAUGCUAUGAAGGUGUUCCCGGUGUACAUGAACAGCCUGAUGAAGACUCCAGUUCUGGUGGGCAGCACUGAGCUCUCUACAGAUGACAGGGCUUUCCAUAGAUUCAACGUCAUGUCCAUGGGAGUGGAGGAGAGCCAGGUCCUGCUAUACCCACAACUCAUUCCAGUGCACUCCAUGGACGUGGCAAGUGAUUUGAUUCCGACAGCAGUGCGCUGCUCUGAGGAGCGUUUGAGUGACACCGGUAUAUUUUUGCUGGAGAACGGCCAGUCUAUGUUCCUGUGGCUGGGCCAGGCCUGCCCUCCUGACCUCAUCCAGAACCUCUUCAAUGUGCCCUCCAUGGCCCACUUCAAUUCAGAUACGACUACAUUGACAGAAUUAGACAACGCUCACUCUAGGAAGCUUCACUCCAUCAUUUGUGCCAUCUCCCAGCAGGGGUGCAAGUCCAUGAAGAUGGUGAUUGUGAAGCAGAAAGACAGAUCAGAGAUGCUCUUCCGCCAGCUCCUUGUGGAAGAUAAAGGCCUGUAUGGAGGAAAUUCAUACUUGGAAUUUUUAUGCUCUGUUCACCGUGAGAUAAGGCAGCUUCUGUCCUAACAUACACGCAGACUCAUAUACAAUCACCAGCCCCUUUAUUAGGAACAUUUAUACACCUGCUCAAUCAUUCGAUUAUCCAGUCAUCCUGUUAUGUACGAUGCAAAUAAUUCGUAAAACGAAAUCAAAACUUGUUUGAGCUGACUGGAAGGCUAUAGUAAUUCAAAUAACUACUUUUAAAAUUGUGAUGAGCAGAAAAAAAUAUUUUAGAACAUACAACACACCAAACCUUGUUGAUGAUGGGCUACAACUGCAGAAGUUCUCAUUAGGCUCCACUUCUGUCAACCAAGAACAGGAAUAUGAGGCUGCAGUGGGCACAGGCUCACUAAAACUGGACAUUUGAAGAUUCACUUCAGGCUGGUGGAUGUGGUGUAAUAGUGUGGGGAAUGUUUUCUUGGCACACGUUAGGCCCUUUAAUAGCAAUUGCUGACCUUGUGCCUCCCUUUAUAGCCAUUAUUUACCUUUCCUAUAAUGGCUACAUCCAGCAUGAUAAUGAGCCAUGUCACAAAGUGCAUUCAUGAAUAUGAACAUGAGUUCAGUGUGCUUCAUUGGCUUCCACAGUCACAAGAUCCGAAUUUAAUAGAUGUGGUGAAACUGGAGAUUCGCAGCGUGAAUGUGCAGCUGAGAUAUCUCAGAAAAUUGUGUUACGCAAUCAUGUCAACAUGGACCAGAGUCUCAGAAGAAUGUUUCCGACAACAACUGGAAUCCAUGCCAAGAAGAAUGGAUGUUGUUUAAAGAGCAAAGGGGACGGGGGUGGGGGUGGGGGGUAUGGGGUUUAGUAAGGAUUUGUAUGGUGUUCCUAAUAAAGUGGUUGGUCUGUGUAUAAACAAAAGGUAUGCAACACAGUACACAUGACGAACUUUUUACUGUUUCCAGAGCUGCCUUUAAAUGACUGUACAACUCCAUCAGGACUUCACAAGUGUUCUUAUUUUCAACUUCACUUAAAAUUUUAGUUGGGGAUUAAGCUUGGCUUGCUUGUAUGUAAUGCUAUGUAUUAAUGUCUCCUAAUAUAUAGAAUAAUUUUUUUCAGAUGACAGAGCAAAGGAAAGAAUUCUCAAAAUGAAAGUGACAUCUUUUAAAAAUGGUUUUAUUAAAAGGGUACCAAAGAAUGAGAAAAAAA
Messenger RNA from Hemibagrus wyckioides, 4417 nucleotides. It is a transcript of the gene sec24d, whose product is annotated as SEC24 homolog D, COPII coat complex component. Bases 190 to 3300 code for a protein of 1036 amino acids. The transcript has 23 exons. Gene Ontology annotation, biological process: intracellular protein transport; COPII-coated vesicle cargo loading; endoplasmic reticulum to Golgi vesicle-mediated transport. NCBI's taxonomy places the organism in Eukaryota, Metazoa, Chordata, Actinopteri, Siluriformes, Bagridae. Gene Ontology annotation, cellular component: COPII vesicle coat; endoplasmic reticulum exit site. Gene Ontology annotation, molecular function: SNARE binding; zinc ion binding. The record is from RefSeq and is a predicted model, not a curated record.